Molecule: messenger RNA, 2667 nt
Organism: Notodromas monacha
Lineage: Eukaryota; Metazoa; Arthropoda; Ostracoda; Podocopida; Cyprididae
Source: the annotation of a GenBank genome assembly
UUUAUUUAUUUUUUAGUUUUAAUAGAUUUUGCUUGAAUUUAUGUCGUUAUUUGUCGUGUCACCGCGAAAUCGCGAGAAAAGACGAAUAUUUAUAUUCGCUCUGAGGCUAGUCCAGUGCAUGAAGGUGUUGCGGUGUACAUAACCAUGAUAGUUGAUCAUGCAAAUCUUGUUUGAAAAACAGUGGAUGGAGGAACGAGACCCGAGGAAUCGUUUUCUGACAACCAGCUAGUUGAAGAAAUUUUCAUCCGUUUUAUCUUCUGGAAACGGCCAUGAAAUCAUCAAACGCAUUUUAUGCUGUCAAUGAAGCAGAAGGAAUGAAAAAGUGACAAAAUACUGUGCAUUGAUGUAAAUAUACCUGAACUUGAGAGUAUAUUAUGCUCAAAAGACGCAGAAGGUUUGAUACUUUACGUCUGUGGAAAAAUUUGAAGCAGGGAGGAGAGUGGUGUGAAGGUUGCUGUGAAAAUUGGGAUUCCGAAACGUUUUUUGGAUAUUCCAUUGUUGAAUUUGGUCAUCCUUUUUGAAGAUAAAUUCACGUCAACCCUUUGUUCGCUGUGGGAGUAGACUUACAACUGCUCCAUGCAUGAUGAUGAUGCCUGUCCUGUACUCGCCCAUGAACAAUUCGAAAUGAGAGAAAUAGCGCUAUGUACCACGAGCAGCAGUGUCAUCAAUUAUGUCAUCAUUGCACCUGUUAUGGGCUCCAGCGUUUUACAAGCCUGGUUUGGCGGCUCUGGCCGAGGCUACCUUCCUCUGAAUCGAACGAAAGAUCAUUGUUUCAGUAUGCUUUCCAAGUUCUUUCGGGUCGGCAAGGAGUUCGCCAAACGACGGCCGUUGGUUGUAAAUUGUUUGGUGUAUGGCACACUGUACUGUGGUGCUGAGUGUUCACAACAGACUCUACGACGAACUGUGUUCCUGAAGGAAGGUGAGCUGAAGCCCGAUUAUGACUAUGCUUCUUUGGGCCGCUACGCAUUAAUUGGAUCAGCCGUUUUUCCGAUUAUACUCUAUUACUGGUAUAAAUGGCUUGAUGCUAGGUAUCCGAUCAACGCUGGCAUCACGCUUGUGAAGAAAGUAUUUCUGGAUCAAGCAUUGUGUACUCCCUUCAAUAUCUGCAAUUUUUACAUCAUUAUGAGCUUGCUGGAGGGCAAGGAUGAUCCACUCGCAGAAGUCAGGGCCAAACUUUGGCCAACCUACUUGACCAGCUGCGUGUAUUGGAUCCCCAUGACUUCGAUUAACUUUUUGCUGAUGCCCCCGUCCGCGAGAGUUGUUUAUGUGGCGUGGUUCAGGAUGAAAAGAUGGCGUUACUUGAAACUGGCGGCGAGUGUUGGCAUCCCAGGGUGUCUUUACGUUCUGUACAAGAACGAUUGGGACAUCGCGAUGACGGGAAUCUCAAGAUUCGGACGUGCUGGAAUCGUUGUGGCUAGCAUAGCGAUGGAUUAUCGACGGAAUUUGUAUACUGGCCAGCUUGAUGCGAACUCUGAAGACUAUGCCAAUCUUCGUUCUGAGAUUCACAAACGCUCUGCUCAAAAACUGUUUGAAUUGUGCUGUCGGAACGGGGGAGCUUUCAUCAAAUGUGGUCAGCAUAUCGGAGCCCUUGAUUACCUUCUUCCAGAGGAGUAUGUGUCCAGAAUGAAGACUCUGCAUUCUGAUGCGCCGAAAUCAAAACUUAAAAAUUUGCUGCAAGUGGUCCGGGAGGAUUUGCAAACGGAGCCAGAGAAUGUGUUCAGUGAAAUAUCUGAAGAACCAUUGGGAGCCGCAAGUCUGGCCCAGGUUCAUAAAGCCGUCCUCAAGGAAUCUGGUGAAACGGUUGCUGUGAAGAUUCAGCACCCGCAUGUGAAAGACAGAAGUAUUGUUGACAUGAGGACAAUGGAAGUUUUGCUGUGGAUGGUCGACAAAUACUUUUAUCCAGACUUUCAGUUCUCCUGGUUGGCUGAAUCUGCGCGAGAAAAUUUACCCAAAGAACUGGAUUUCACUCAUGAAGCUAGGAACAUGUCGAAAGUCAGGAAAAUGUUCUCACAUCUCAAAUGGCUUCGCGUACCGAAAGUCAGAUGGCAAUGGACGACGCCACGCGUUUUAGUCAUGGAUUUUUGUCCAGGGGAAUCUGUGACUGACUUGGAGAAUUUGAACAAGCAUCAAAUCCCUCCGGCAUUAGUUACUGAGCGAUUAGGGGAACUUUAUUCAGCAAUGAUUUUUGAGGAAGGCUUCGUUCAUUGCGAUCCGCACCCGGGAAAUCUGCUCGUAUCCCCGAACCCGAAGAAUCCGAACGAUCCCAUCAUCACGCUGUUGGAUCACGGUUUGUAUCAGACGUUGAGAUCGCGAUUCAGAUUAUCAUACUGUCAUUUGUGGAUGUCCGUACUGGACCGCGAUAUUCCCGGCAUAAAGAAGCACUCGAAGGAAUUACAAGUGGGCGAUUUGGCGGAGCUCUUCGCUUGUAUGGUUACGGGUCGAUCGUGGGCUUCCAUCACUUCAGGGAUUGAUAAAGCCGGGAAAUCGAAAGCCGAAGAAAAUGAGAUAAGAGCCGACGCUGGGAAAUAUCUCCCGCAAAUUUCCGCUGUGAGUUUUGCAAAUCAUGAAUUACGAUAUUGUGCAUCGUGUUGUUUUUAUUCACUGUUUUACGAUACAUUUCUGAAGCCCAUCGAUUUGCAGUCCCGCGUCAUCUUAAUUGUUGUGUAA